UAAACAACUACAGUUUUGGUGACGGAUGAUGGUUGUUUUGGUGCUGCAGCCGUUUCGCAGUGCAUUUACGCGUAUCGCAGGUAACAACAACAAUAUUAAAUACACAAGCAAUUUUACUAUGCAUUCAUUAUUGCAAGUACUGCUUUGCUUUAUUUUUUGGAGCGUUUGCCACGGAAAACCAUAUGAUGGCAAGAAGGAAUUCCACGAUGGAGAAAAGUGCGGUUACGAGUUUUGUCCUAAAGGAAAACCAAAUAUGCUCAAUGUUCACAUUGUGUCGCACACUCACAACGAUCUCGGGUGGCUGAAAACGGUGGAUCAGUAUUAUUACGGAGCAAAAAGCAGCGUACAGAUUGCUGGAGUGCAGUACAUUUUGGAUUCGGUGGUGGAGGCACUAUUAGCUGACCGUCGGAGGCGCUUCAUUUACGUGGAAACGGGAUUUUUCUGGAGAUGGUGGCUGCAGCAGGACGAUCAGAUGCAUCACACAGUGCAUCGUUUGGUCAAUGAAGGACGACUGGAAUUUAUCAGUGGAGGAUGGAGUAUGAACGAUGAAGCCGCUUGUCAUUAUGCUUCGAUUGUGGAGAAUUUCGCCUGGGGAUUGCGAAAAUUAAAUGAUACCUUCAGUUCCUGUGGUAGACCGAAAAUCGGCUGGCAGAUUGACCCGUUCGGACAUUCCAGAGAACAUGCAUCAAUUUCCGCUAAGAUGGGCUUCGAUGGCCUUUUUCUGGGGCGCAUUGAUUACCAAGAUAAGGAGAAACGACAAUUAACAAAAACCAUGGAGCACAUCUGGGAAGCGAACCCCGCACUGGGCAGUGAUGCCGAUAUUUUCACCGCUAUUUUACCGAACGUCUAUUACCCACCGCCCUCCUUCUGCUUCGACCUCCUUUGCUCAGAUCCGCCGAUUAUGGAUGAUCCUAGACUGGAAGAUUACAACUUGGAUGAAAGAGUUAGCACAUUUAUGAAGCUUAUCAACGAGCAGGCGCAAAACUUUUCCACAAACCAUUUGAUUGUAACAAUGGGGAACGAUUUCAACUACCAGCAAGCACAUGUCUGGUUUAAAAAUCUGGACAAGCUUAUCAAGUACAUAAACGAGAAGCAAAAUAAUGGAUCGAAUAUGAAUCUCUUUUACUCGACUCCGUCAUGUUAUUUGUACGCGCUUAAUCAAGCCAACGUGACAUGGACAACUAAGGCUGACGAUUUCUUCCCCUAUGCAUCCGGAAAUCACACCUACUGGACUGGCUACUUCACCAGUCGACCCGCACUCAAAGAAUGGAAGCGAGAGAGUUCCGCUUUCCUGCAAACCUGCAAACAAAUAGAUGCUUUGGCGCAGCUUGGUCCUGAAGAUCAAAAAGAUGUCAAUAUUUUGCGGGAAGCGCUAGGCGUCGCACAGCAUCAUGAUGCAGUAACUGGCACCGCCCGACAGGACGUCACGGACGAUUAUGCCGUGCAGCUUCAUCGGGGAAUUGUGGAAUGCCACGAAGUGGUCAAAGCCGGCAUCAAUAAGCUGUCCAACACAUCGGCUGAUUACAAAUUUUGCACGCUGCUGAACAUCAGUCAAUGCAAGCAUACGGAAAAAUUUACCGAGAUUCAAAUUUUAGUAUGGAACCCCAUUGGUAGAACGCGUAAUGCACAGAUUCAUUUGCCUGUGGAAGAUGCAACAUACAAAAUCAGUGGAGCCGGUGGAGUGGACAUCCCGUACCAGAUCACUCCGUUGUCGAAGGAUGUUUUAUCCAUUCCCGGUCGCAACACCACUGCCACGCACGAGAUAUCUUUCAGAGCGAGGCUUCCGCCCAUUGGCUACAGCACAUGUUUGAUUCAAAAACUCGCCAAAAAGGAGAAAGACGAAGCUCGCCGAGCUGAAGUAUUUGCAAAAAGGGCGAAGCGAUCGGCAGUAGAUGACCGCGAUUUCACCAUCCAGAAUGACUUCAUUUCUCUGACCUUUGAUCAAGUCACUGGGUCGCUGAAAUCACUAACGAACCUAGAGACGCAGACGACACUUGCCAUCAACCAGACAUUUGGAUAUUACGAAGGUUCUGUUGGUAACAACACGAAGGAAGACUGGAGAGCGACCGGCGCAUACAUAUCUCGCCCGAACUGUGCAACAGGAAAAAAGAAUCAAAACAGCGGCGAUGAUGCAAGCAGUUGUCUGCGACUAUUGACCGGAAACGAGACUUACGAGAUUGUGAAGGGACCUUACGUCCAGGAAGUGCGGCAGUACAUCAAUACCUGGGUUUCUCAGACAGUUCGGUUGUUGUCUGGCUCCAGACAUGUGGAUUUUGAGUGGCAAGUUGGUCCUAUACCGCUCAGUGACGGCAUUGGAAAGGAAGUUGUAUCGCGAUUCGAGACAUCUCUCAGUUCUAAAGGGACGUUCUAUACGGAUUCCAAUGGACGGCAGACUAUCAAACGCACCCGGAAUUUUCGCCCAACGUUUGAGCUCAGUAAUACGGAGCCAAUCGCAAGCAAUUAUUAUCCAGUCGUGAAUUCCAUUUUCUUGGAAGAUGAGGAGCAAGGAAAUCGCUUAACAGUUUUGACCGAUCGUCCGCAGGGCGGCAGCAGUCUUAAAGAUGGUCAACUGGAGUUAAUGGUUCAUCGACGCCUGUUAGUGGACGAUUGGUUGGGUGUGACGGAACCCUUAAACGAAACAGGAAUGGGGGAAGGGCUGGUCGUUCGCGGGCGGCAUCACCUGAUAUUCACGAAAAGCGCUAAAUCUGCCAGAAGACAUCGAAUGCUUGUGCACGAUCACUACGCUGCUCCGUCCAUUCUUUUCAACACCGUUUCCGACAAACAGGAAAAACAGUCCUCCUAUUCAGCCGUAUCGGUUUCGCUGCCGGAUAAUAUCCACUUGUUGAGCUUGGAGCAAUGGAAAGGUUCAAGCUUGCUGAUCCGUUUAGAACACAUUUUUGAGCCAGAUGAAGACCCCGUUCUCUCGCAGCCGGCCACUGUUGACUUACAAAACAUUGUACGCGAUAUGAAGAUCACUGCUGUGCAGGAAAUGACGAUCGACGGUAACAUUCCCCUCGACAGCGUCCAUCGUCUUAACUGGAACAAGGUCGAUGAGAGGCAACCAAAAGUGCCGGAAGUAGGAAAUUUCGAGAAAACCGACGCAUCCACGACGGUUACAUUGAAAGCAAUGGAAAUUCGCACUUUCCAACUACAAGUACAGACGGCGAACUAAAGUUACUGUUUUAUUCUCACUGACGGCGCGAACUAAAGCUUAGUUUGUUCGCAUUGGUGGCCAAGCGCACGGUAUGACAAAAUUACGAUUAAGUAUUCUACCUUUACGUGUUUGAGUGCAUUGCGGUAGAAGCCGCAAAUUUCGCAGAAUGUUUGGUUGAUGCGUAACAGCCAGGGUGGUCUGUUUGUUUUACGAAAAAUGUCAUUAAGGUCACUGAAUUUGUGUAAUUUGUUUUGGUUGUAUAAAUCGUCAGCUCAGUCAAAAAUAAAAGAAAACUGAUAUUA
Paramacrobiotus metropolitanus is the source of this 3456-nucleotide messenger RNA. Its product is annotated as lysosomal alpha-mannosidase-like. Gene Ontology annotation, biological process: mannose metabolic process. The record is from RefSeq and is a predicted model, not a curated record. Gene Ontology annotation, molecular function: alpha-mannosidase activity; carbohydrate binding. Lineage: Eukaryota; Metazoa; Tardigrada; Eutardigrada; Parachela; Macrobiotidae. Gene Ontology annotation, cellular component: lysosome.